AAACUCUUGGCACAUAAAGCAGUUGCCUAGAAACAAAGCUAAACAAUUCCAUUGGCAGAGUCCCUGCGUGCUCAAAGCAAAAGCCACCAGAGAACAGGUCUAAUCUUUCCUUCAAGUGACACAAAUCUGCCGUACACUUCCUGGUUUUUACUUACGAGGAUCCUGAGUGUCGUCUUUUGUGAAUUAUUGAAGGCCCUGGGAGAUGAAGAUACCUGAGUUGACCCACUAGUGGUGGAGAUUGGAGAGAGAGAGAGUGAACAGUGUCAGUCCCGGCUUUCUUCAGUUUUCUCAGGCUCUGAGGAAGAUAGAGCUGUUGCUGGCCUGCCUUCCAGAAACAUGGCCAAGGGAAAGAAGAAAAAGAGUAGCAGUGAACCCAAAGGUAAGAAGAUCACCCUGGCCAUGGCCACGAACUGCCUGAAGAUGACGGUGGACGGCAAGCGGCGCCUAGACCUGAGCAACCAGGGCCUGGCCAGCGUGCCCCGGAGCCUGUUGGGCCUCUGUGAUGUGGAGGAGCUGGACCUCAGCCGCAACCUACUCACCAAGCUCCCGGAUUUCAUCGACAAGUUCCUCAACCUGCGCUUCCUCGACUUGCACAGUAACUAUCUGGAACAAAUCCCCCCCUCGAUCGGGCGGCUGCAGAACCUGCUGACUCUGAACCUGUCCAACAACCGUCUGACCAGUGGCUCCCUGCCCAGCGAGCUGGGCCUGCUGGCCAAGCUCCACAAGCUCAACCUGGGCCUCAACCGGCUGGACAGCGUUCCCCGGUGCCUGGCCGCCCUCAAAGAGCUGCGCGACGUGGGCCUCUUCGACAACCGGCUCACCGCCUACCCGGACUGCCUGCGGCCGCUCAAGAAGCUGGAGAAGGUGAACCUGGACUCCAAUCCGUUCCCCCCCGAGGUGGACGACCUGGACCCCAUCCGGAGGCAGGAGGCGCUGUACCUGGUGGACGCAGAGGCCUGCCUGUGCGGCGGCUGCCUGGACAAGUGCCGGUCGCAGAGGAGGAAGGUGGAGGGGCGGGCCGAGCUGGAGAUCAAGGUGAAGCCCCGGCGGAUGUUCGCAGGCUUGUUGACGCCCAACUCGGUGGCCCAGGUGGACCAGGAGACGUGGAGAUGAAACGGGCGGGGACAGAUGGAUUGGAGUGGCGCUACGAUCCACAAUGUUGGAUUGUAAUAUUUCCUUGCUUAUUUCAUUUAUUCAUUCGAAAUAUAUAUUUUUUAAAUGAAAUAAAAGCAUUGGU
Molecule: messenger RNA, 1237 nt
Organism: Gadus chalcogrammus (walleye pollock)
Lineage: Eukaryota; Metazoa; Chordata; Actinopteri; Gadiformes; Gadidae
Gene: lrrc18b
Product: leucine rich repeat containing 18b
Exons: 3
Coding region: 337-1113 (258 amino acids)
Molecular function (GO): protein binding
Source: RefSeq, a predicted model, not a curated record